Messenger RNA from Alternaria atra, 375 nucleotides. RefSeq lists its product as uncharacterized. The transcript is spliced from 3 exons. Lineage: Eukaryota; Fungi; Ascomycota; Dothideomycetes; Pleosporales; Pleosporaceae. The record is from RefSeq and is a predicted model, not a curated record. Gene Ontology annotation, molecular function: carbon-sulfur lyase activity. Bases 1 to 375 code for a protein of 124 amino acids.
AUGGCUGAGGGACAUUGCAACUGCGGAAGCAUUAAGGUAUCUAUCCCUGCUCUACCCGAGAAGUCGACCAUCUGCUACUGUUCCAACUGCCGGCGCGCAGGAUCAAGCAUUGGAUCUAUUGUGUACAUUCUCGACAAACCUGACGUCACGAUCAAUGAUCCGAGUGGCAAGCUCAAGAGCUACCAUGACAACGGCACGAAGAGCGGAAGUGCGAUUACUCGUCAGUUUUGCAGCAACUGCGGAUGUCCGGUUGCGUCUUUACUAGGUGAUGACUCGCCAAAGAUUGUAUUGAAGGGUGGAUUGUUCGAGAAGAUUCCUGUUCCGGGAUACAAGUCUUUUGAGCAGGACGAGCCGAGCUGGAUGAAAAUCUCUUAA